Molecule: messenger RNA, 2898 nt
Organism: Fraxinus pennsylvanica
Lineage: Eukaryota; Viridiplantae; Streptophyta; Magnoliopsida; Lamiales; Oleaceae
Source: the annotation of a GenBank genome assembly
AUGGCUUUCGGGAUAUUCUGGUUUAUGAGUUCCCAAGCGGUCGAGAAGAGGAAAGAAGCACUUGCUAGUAUGUGUGAUGAGAGGGCUAGAAUGCUGAACGAUCAAUUCAAUGUUAGCAUGAAUCAUAUUCAGGCCAUGUCGGUUUUGAUUGCAACCUUCCACCAUGGGAAAAACCCUUCUGCUAUUGAUCAGAGAACUUUUGCGAGCUAUACAGAAAGAACAGCAUUUGAGAGGCCUCUUACUAGUGGAGUGGCAUAUGCUGCAAGGGUUCUCCAUUCCGAAAGAGAGCAAUUUGAGAUUCAACAAGGAUGGACUAUUAAGAGAAUGGAUAGCGUCGAACAAACCCCAGUUCACAAAGAUGAGUACGAUCCAGCAGACCUCGAGCCAUCACCGGUGCAGGAGGAAUAUGCCCCUGUUAUCUUUGCACAAGAUACUGUCGCACACAUUAUAUCUAUUGAUGUGCUGUCAGGAAAGGAAGAUAGUGAGAAUGUGUUGCGUGCGAGAGAAUCAGGAAAGGGCGUCCUCACUGCACCUUUCAGGCUACUCAAAACAAAUCGCCUCGGAGUAAUACUGACUUUUGCUGUCUAUAAACGAGAUCUUCCGUCUUGUGCAACCAUAAGUGAAAGGAUUGAAGCAACUGCCGGAUAUUUUGGUGGAAUCUUCGAUGUUGAAUCCCUUGUAGAAAAACUACUUCAACAGCUUGCUAGCAAACAAGUUAUCCUUGUGAAUGUGUAUGAUACUACUAAUCUCUCCAAUCCGAUUAGCAUGUAUGGUUCAAACAUAUUGAAUGAUGGGAUGAGUCAUGUGAGUGCACUUAACUUUGGAGAUCCAUUCAGAAAGCAUGAGAUGCAUUGCAGAUUCAAACUAAAACCUCCAUGGCCGUGGGGUGCAAUAACUACUUCGAGUGGCAUUCUUGUUAUUGCAUUGCUCAUUGGGCAAAUAUUCCAUGCCACAAUGAACCGGAUUGCUAAAGUUGAGGAUGAUUACCAUGAGAUGAUGGAGCUAAAAAAACGUGCAGAGGCUGCAGAUGUAGCAAAGUCACAGUUUCUUGCUACUGUUUCCCAUGAAAUCAGAACCCCAAUGAACGGUGUCCUUGGAAUGCUUCAUAUGCUUAUGGAUACAGAUUUAGAUGAAACUCAAGAAGAUUAUGUAAGAACUGCUCAAGAAAGCGGUAAAGCUUUAGUUUCUCUCAUAAAUGAGGUUUUGGACCAAGCAAAGAUUGAAUCAGGUAGACUUGAGCUCGAGGCAGUGUGCUUUGAUUUGAGGGCCAUCUUGGAUGAUGUUUUAUCACUAUUUUCUGGAAAAUCACAAGAAAAAGGAAUCGAGUUGGCAGUUUACGUCUCUGAUAAAGUCCCUGCAGCACUAGUUGGUGAUCCAGGAAGAUUCCGACAAAUUAUUACAAAUUUGAUGGGCAAUUCAAUCAAAUUCACUGAGAAAGGACACAUAUAUGUGACUGUCCAUCUUGUUGAAGAAGCUGUGAAUUUGAUGGAACUGGAAAUGGAAUCACCUUCAAAUAGCACUUUCAGUGGGUUGCCUGUAGCCGAUAGAUGGCGAAGCUGUGCAGGAUUUAAAGCUUUUAGUCGGGAGGAAUCUGUUCCCACGUUUUCCUCAUCCUUGACUGACCAAGUUAAUCUAAUUGUAUCAGUCGAGGACACGGGUCAAGGCAUCCCGUUAGAAGCUCAAUCUCGUGUAUUCACCCCAUUCAUGCAAGUUGUCCCCUCCAUAACUAGAACGCACGGUGGCACGGGUAUUGGACUAAGCAUAAGCAGGUGCUUGGUCCAUCUCAUGAAAGGUGAAAUCGGAUUUGCAAGUUUGCCGCAGAUUGGAUCCACCUUUACUUUCACAGCGGUUUUCACUCGUGGCUGUUCCAAUGUCAAUGAUCAGAGGAGUCAGCAAAUCAACAACCAGUUGAAGUUCAUUUCUUUAGAAUUCCAGGAAAUGAGAGCUUUACUUGUGGACCCCAGGCCCACCCGUGCGAAGGUCUCUGUAUAUCACAUUGAGCGACUAGGAAUCCGAGUUGAAGUAGUUCGUGAUCUGGAUAAUGGUUUCUUUAGCAAAAAUACAGAAAACUCACCUCCAAACAUGGUUUUCAUUGAACAAGAAAUUUGGGACAAGGAUUUAGCCUUGUCGACUCUCUUUGUCAACAAAUUAAGGAGUCUCAAUUGUACGGUUACUCCUAAACUAUUUCUUUUAUCUGGUACAAUAAGUUCUACUCGAGCCAUAGGUUCCAGCGUUUUCACUCCAUCUGUAAUCAUGAAACCGCUGAGGGCAAGUUUGCUCACUGCGUCCCUACAGCACUCCAUGGGUAUCAGAAACAGAGGAAAUCAUCGCAAUGGGGAACUUCAUACAUUGUCCCUCAGAAAUCUCCUUCGUGGUAGAAAGAUUUUAGUAGUGGAUGACAAUUUGGUGAAUCUCAGAGUUGCUACAGGUGCCUUGAAGAAAUACGGUGCUGACGUGGUCCAUGCAGAAAGGGGCAAAGAAGCAAUCUCAUUGCUAACUCCACCCCAUCAUUUUGAUGCCUGUUUCAUGGAUAUUCAGAUGCCAGAAAUGGAUGGGUUUGAAGCUACAAAGAGGAUUAGGGACAUGGAAUCUAGUAUUAAUAACCGUAUCCAUAUUGGAGAACUCUCUUUAGAAGCUUAUAGAAAUAUUUCGACCUGGCACAUACCCAUACUGGCCAUGACAGCUGAUGUAAUUCAAGCUACAAACGAAGAAUGCCUGAAGUAUGAAAUGGAUGGCUACGUCUCCAAACCUUUCGAGGCCGAGCAACUUUAUCGAGAAGUUUCACGCUUUUUUCAGACAUCGUCCAAUGAGAAUCCUAUGACGGAUGUUUUGUUUGAUGCGGACUGUGUUACGAGCAUGAGCCCUAGCCCUGUUCCUCGUGUCACCUUGGAGUCAUAA